This is a messenger RNA of Fusarium keratoplasticum, 4347 nucleotides long. Its product is annotated as HET domain-containing protein. Gene Ontology annotation, molecular function: DNA-binding transcription factor activity, RNA polymerase II-specific; zinc ion binding. Lineage: Eukaryota; Fungi; Ascomycota; Sordariomycetes; Hypocreales; Nectriaceae. The record is from RefSeq and is a predicted model, not a curated record. Gene Ontology annotation, biological process: regulation of DNA-templated transcription. The coding region runs from base 1 to 4347 and encodes 1448 amino acids. The transcript is spliced from 3 exons.
AUGGAUAACGAUCCUGCUGAGCCCUUGCCGGCUGACGCUGGUCCCAGCGAUGAUCCCACGACUAUCAACGAGGGCAUCACUGGAGCCCGUAUUGAGCGUUUCCAGAAGAGCACCCGCUACGAUACCAGCAAGUACAACUUUGACGACUUGCCCGAAGCGGCUCAUCAAGCCCGCGAAGACCGCUUCAUCGAGUGUGUUAAGACCGUACUCGACCUUGCCCUUGGAGAGGACACAGCACUUCCACAGGCCAGCCCCAAGGACUCGAAGAAGGAUGAUGAACCGCACGUCUCCGAAGAGUCCUUCUAUUCGACCGUUCCUCUCGACAUCUCUCCGUUCUGCGAGUCGGUGCGCCUCCUGGAGCUCUUACCUGCAACAAGUCCGGAUGCACCAAUUUGCGCCAAGAUGAAAUGUCCCAGAAACUUUCCGGGACUGCCCAAGUAUGAGGCGCUGUCAUACGUACGGGGCUCGCCUGAGUCUGUGUGCGCCAUCACGAUCAACGACCAUCAGAUCAUGAUCAACUCGAACCUCCACGACGCCUUGAAGUACCUCCGCCGACCAGAAACCUCACGAAUCUUGUGGGUGGAUCAGCUAUGCAUCAACCAGCAAGACGUAGUCGAAAAGUCCCACCAAGUAGCUCGCAUGGGAGACAUCUAUCGCAAGGCCACCGACGUCGUCAUCUUUCUCGGACCUCCCACUGCACCCCUCACCUUCUUCAUGGACGCGCUAGCCAACAAGCGCCUCAUCGAUCUGCAAGACGAAGCAUUGGAUGGGCCAGGCAGCAUUCUUCAACUGGCAGUGGAAGCUGUCUGCGCCUUCUGCUCGAAUCCAUGGUGGACACGACUCUGGGUGCAACAGGAAUUCUACCUCGCCAACGGCGACCCUCUGUGGUACUGCGGAGAUCUAUCGGCUCGCACCUCUCAGAUUCAAGAGGAGCUUGUCCGACUCCGCAAGGACUUUCUCGCUCACCGUGCCGAGCUAGAAGACCGAGGCGUCCCAGACCUGAGCCUGGAACACGCGUUUAACAACCUCUUUCCCAUGGUCCUGGAACAACUGGCCCAACGAUCCAACUCCAGAGGUUCUCGUCGCUCAAGGGACAAUGGAAAGGGUACUUACCAGCCAAAGACACGGCUCCAUAUCCUUCCAUCUGUGCUAUACGCACAACUAGACAGAACCACCUCAGACCCGCGAGACUACGUUUAUGGCGUCCGAGAUCUCAUGGGCCCAGUAUUCAGCCAAACAGUUCUCCCAGACUAUUCGAAGAGUGCAGAGUAUGCGUUUGAACUACUGGCCGCAUGGCUUCUCCUGGUAGAAUCCUGGGCCGACAUGUUCUGGCACUACCCUUCUCGACCAGUCACCUCCCCUGAUGAUCCCGUCACUCCCUCAUGGGUCCCAGACUUUUCUCGUCGGUCUCAUAAGCCCGUCUUCGAGCCAACUCUGGAUAAGGCAAACCCCGGCAAGGACCUUGGACACAUCAGCUGUGCUAUUGUGGAUCGGGUACUGCACAUCCAAGGACGGGAGCUCGGCGCAAUAAAGGAGAUUGUUCUGCUGCCCGCUGACAACAGCCUCGCCUUGAUUAACGAACUUUGGCGGUUCGACAACCAGCGCAACGACAUGUCGACGGCUUUCGCCAGGCUUGGCCUCGUGGCCAGGACUCCAUCAUCCUCCUUCUACUGGGCCAUGGACCAUUUGACAGGCGUGGACCAGGCAGCUUCAACCCGUACUCGGCUCAACUUCCAGGUGGACGUUGCUGUCUUGUUCAAUAUUCUCGAGGAAGAGUACGACAAAGUGCGACGAGACAUUGACGCAAACCCACUAGUGGGCGAGUCCUCCGAAGACGACGGUGAAUCAGAGAACGCCUCAUUGUAUUUUCGCAACAUUCGGCUAUCCGGCAUGUUCAUCUUCCUCAGAGAUAAGGCUCUCGGAGACUUUGCAGGCUCCUGCAUGUUUGACUACGCGAACCUAGUAUCCCAGCUACAGGUCCUCGCGUUCCAAACUCAGCAAGAGACAGAGGACUUGGCGCAACAGCUGUUUGGGAUUGAAGAAGCACAAGAUGAGAGUUUGCUGGAAAUGCAACCUUUCUGUCUCGCCCUAGCGCGUCAACUAUACAACGGCGUUCACGAUGAGGAGAUACAGGACUGCGUGGUUCGUAUCCUGCGCAUUGCAAGAGUGUUCCAUGAGGUUUGUCAGCACCGAUGGAGCAAGCUCACACUUGAACCUCAGGCAACUGGAGAUGAGAAGUCGGUAGAAUACGACGCCCAGGUGAAAGAAUUGACCAACAUGGCGCGGGACAAGUUGCGCAAUCUGGACCACGUGUUGCCCAAAUGGGACCAGGAAAUGAACCCGCUGCAGGCCCUCCUGGACAGCAGAAACGUCACAUGUGAAGGACGGGUCUUAUUCCGGACUUCCAACGACAAGAUGGGUCUAUCGUGCCCUGGUGUUGAAGGCAUCGCGGUGGGUCAGAGGAUUGUGCAUCUCGAGGGCCCCAGAUUCCCAAUGACCAUCUGCCCUACCCCAUCCCCGUCGUCUGAUAAGCACAGAUACGGAAAAAUGAUCGGGCAUGCCAUGGUUGAAGGAGUCGAGACAAGCAGCGGCGAGGUCGGAAGUCAGACAGAGGGAUCGCCCAAGGCAAAGCUCAAGAUGUUCAGAAUACCCACUCAACACACCCACGCAUUCCAUAACAUAAUGCCCCGUCGCCCUACCUCCUCCUCGGCCCCCGUGCAGAGACGCACCCGCUCAGGUUGCCAGACGUGCCGCUCCCGCAAGGUCAAGUGCGACGAGGCCAAGCCCAGGUGCCGCAACUGCGUGUCCCGCGGCCUAGCGUGCAGCAGGCACCUGCAGCUCAAGUGGGAACCCGAGUUUGCGGCUCGUGGGCUGUCGUUUGGCAGGGAGGGCGUGUGGUGCAAGGGGUCAGCUCGGCCGAGGAGGCAGUCCCAGACGCAGCAUGCCCCCAUCUUGCUGGCCUCUCCGUCUGUUGGGCCUCGUCACUUUAUCAAUACCUACUGCAGCGACUUUGACCCUGAUUCGAAUCAUGAGCAGGGUCUGGGGGAUGAGACGGUUGAGCUCAGAGAGCAGGCUGACCUGUCAAGUUCGGCCCUUGUCUUUCGGCCAGAAUCACAUCCAACCUUGAUGCUCCCACCAUCUCUAUAUCCCACCCUCAACACAUCCGAACAAAGCCUUUUCCAAUAUUACCUACUACGGCUAUGCCCCCUCACAACACCAUCACCACAUCUAUCAUCCCCAUUCAUGAACCUGGUCGCUCCGUUAUUCACACUAAGCGGGCAGGAUCUUGUCACCCAGUCUGUCCUCGCCUUUUCCGCCCGGCAUCGAAGCAUCACAGACCCUCAAUGGACAAGAACCGCCAUGAGGAUCAAGGGCAAUGUUCUAAAAGGCCUGUUACAGAAAAUCCAAUCUCCCAAUAUUACAGCAGACGUCAUCUUGGAUCCUCAAGUACCCGCGGCAAUGAUGUUUCUCUGUCUCUACGAGAUAUUAGACAACUGCGAUCACCGAUGGGUCAUCCACCUCCGAGCAAGUCAAGACUUUAUGCGAAAGAGAAAACAGCUCUUACUACAUGGUACCGAGGAUUCCGGGUUUGGAAGCCUCGCAUCUUUUGCGGAGCGCUACUUUGCAUUUCAGGAUGUCAUCAGCAGGACCGCCUGUGGCAACUCACCACUCUUUGGUCUGGAAUACUGGCAGAAGCCGGACCAGCCUGAGGAUAUCGACGCUUGGAUGGGCUGCAGCCCGGCGAUGGCGUCUGUCAUCUUUCGAAUCACCGAGCUAGCAAGGUCGAGGGAUCGGGACGGCAUAUCGAAGCAACGCUUUGAGAGGGAGGUGGCAGAGCUGGAGCGGGAGCUUGCGUUAGUGAGCUCCAACAUGACAGUCAUUGAGGCGCUAGACGACACUGUAAGACGCUGCGUCGAGCUCAAAAAGUCGUCAGUAGAGGUGUACUUCCACUGCCUAUUACGCGACGCAGACCCGAGCACGUGGCGCGUCUCGCAGCUCAUCGCCGAGAUACUCACAUCCACUCAAGAUCUCGUCAAGCAAGGAUGCGUAGCAGGUCUGCUGUUCCCCCUCUUCGUCGCAGCCGUCGAGCUGAACCCUCUGGACGACGGCGCCAUAUCGAGCAGCGAUGAUGCCGGCUCGCAGACGUCCGGCAGACGUCUGGUUUUGGAAACUCUCGACGCCAUGGCCGGCGCGUCCUUGGCCAACAUUGAGAGAACCAAGGCCGUCAUUCUCAAGGUCUGGCGGAUGCGAGACUUGCAGGCAGAACACGACCAUGUAGUGACAGGAGAGCAGAACGACUGGCACACAUUUGUGAGCCCGUAUACUCAGAACCUCAGCCUGGCCUGA